GAUCAGACAGUAAUCAGACAGACAGUCGUAAAGCAACAGCUUCAAAAUUUAAAAAAAAGAGUAAAGGCCUAAAAAAAUUAUAAAAAUGACAACUGAACCUUUCUUUGGAACCUACUCGGGUAAAUCGAAGAGUACAGAACCGUCGAUAGCGCCGGUAGACUCCUAUAAUUAUUUCGAAACGGAAGCGGUAGCAUUAAAAUCAAAGGCGCAAGUGCAACCGCAACAGCCACAGCCUCCCUGGGCGGUAUGGUGCGACCGGAACUCUAAGCCGGUGAACCGAAAAAGGCCCCGUGUGAUGCGAAAGCUGACCAAGUGGCAGAAGAACGGACCGAUGACCAAAAAGGACUGGAAGCAUUUUUGUGCCUGGGCUGCCUUCCGAGCAAGGCCCAGAGAACCGGAGCUCCAAAAACCAGCGAAACUCCCGUGCUUGGCCAAAUACCUGCCCUGCGCCCGAAAAAAGCGCCAACUGGACGAGGAUGAGAUGCGGGAAAGGAUGCUGAUGUUGGCCAAACCCCGAAAGAUCACUGAGAAGUACAAUUUGACAGACCGACCGCCAACCUACUCCCCGGCGAUCAUUUGGGGUAAACCACCGCAUCGCGAUCCCGGCAGACCCUUUGAACCACCCUACGUUCCCUGCUGUUUUCCCAACGACGAACUGGAGGGCGAAUUCUGGGCGAAUCUAAGGUUUCCCGUCCGGCAGGCAGCCCUCUUGGGCAAGGUUACGCCCCGCAUCCUGAGUCUGGCCAAACCACGGAUGUAUCCACCAUUUCCGCACUGUCCCAUUCCGGAAAAGGUACCGGAUCCGUUGGAUGUUCCGCCGCCACCAAGGAAGAAGUUCACCAACAGGGAAUGGCGACUGCACCAGAUCCGACUGAUAUAUCUAUCCAAACCGGUUACGAGAAAGGAUAUGGAUUACUUAUUUUAUAGCAUUUAACAACCUCUGCUGCUCUCUGUAUUUGUCCAAGUCGAAAUUUAUUUAUUAAAGCUUAUUCUGGACUCUA
Molecule: messenger RNA, 1001 nt
Organism: Drosophila subpulchrella
Lineage: Eukaryota; Metazoa; Arthropoda; Insecta; Diptera; Drosophilidae
Exons: 1
Coding region: 86-934 (282 amino acids)
Source: RefSeq, a predicted model, not a curated record